UUCAUCAGACUCUCCUGAAGCUGCAGCAGAAGAACAGAUCUCCAGCGGAACACGGUUAUCGGAUGUUGUGUGUGAUAUCUGUGUUUCGGUGAUGAGGAUCGGUCCGCGCGGGAUCCUGAACGGUUGCGCUGUUUGCUCGCUCUUACUCGGAGGAUUCUUAGGAAGGAUGUCGUCGUCUGUGUCUGGGAUUCAGGACAGGAGUGUGAUCUGGGAGACGUCGGAGCUGUCGGCGUAUCUGCACUCCUCCCCGUGGACUCCAGGUGUCGCUGUCGUCACCCAUAAGAGCUUCAGCAGCUCCUCCAGCCUCUUCCACUUACCUGAGGAUGCGUACCUGCAUCUGCUCCUGGGCGCCAGGUCAGUGUCGCAGCUGCUGUGUGAGAGUCUGGCGGCGCAGCGCUGCGCUUUGGUCUAUACUCCACACAGACGAGCCGGAGCCGAGCUCCACGUGGUGCCUCUCCACGGCCUGCACUCGGAGUGGAAACCUCACCUCGCUGCGGAGGAGGAUUUCCAGACGUAUGAUCCCGGAUACGUCAGCUCCAAGAGCGGCCCGCGCUGGACGGAUGAGGAUCUAGACGCCAUCAGGGACAAAAUCCGGGCUCAGCUGCCAAACCCGAAUGCGGCGCCCAACUACACCUUUCUGGGCGAUCCAUCCGAUCCCGGUCUGUUCCCACGCAUCGUACGUGGAGAAGAGAAGCAGUGGAGAGUUUGGGAAGACAAAGAGCAUGUGGCGUUCCUCACGCCGUUCCCCAACACACCCGGACUGACCGUUCUGGUCCCGCGGAAGCCCCUCUCCAGUGACAUCUUCCGGCUGGAGGAGGAUGACUAUCGGCGGCUAGCGCUGGCUUCCCGGAAGGUGUCUGGGCUUCUGGAGGCGGGGCUAGGCGCCUGGGGGGUGGGGCUUAUUUUUGAGGGCUUUGAGAUUGAUUACGCUCAUGCUAAGCUGAUUCCGCUCGUCUCUCCACCCGAUGAAGCGGAGAUGAGCCUCAGCUGUCCGGCUCCGGAGUUCUUUGACCACUAUCCGGGUUACGUGACGUCCGUCAGCGGUCCUCCAGCCAGCAGGGAGAGUCUCCAGCAGAUCUGUGCCAGAGUUACCCAGCGCUAACCAGGGCUGCAAAAAGGUGGUACAUUUCCAGUCAUUUUGGAAACUUUAAAGACAUUUUUUUAAAUUUGGGAAAGUUUACUCAAGUUUACUGCCAUUACUCAAUGUUUAGAGUAAUGGCAGAAAUAACUAGAGGUUUAGAGAUAUAUUAUCAUCAGCCGAUGUGGUCCAGACGGGACUUUUAUUUUGACAGCACUGAGAACGACAGCAGCUGAUCUCACACACUGCAAGACAGUAUUUUUUCCUUUAGUAUGUUUGUCUUGUUUUCCAGUAGAGCUGCAACUAACAAUUAUUUUGAUAAUCGAAUUGUUGGCUGAUUAUUGUUUCUAUUAAACGGAUAAAUAAAAAUAAAAUUAAAAAUUCCAUAUUUUUAUUUUAAUGAGAAAAACACAUUAUUCCACAUUCUGCCCAAUGUCUUUCAGCCCAAUGUGCCAACAGAAAGCUGUGAACACAUACAGUGCUUAAGAAUUUGUUAGACCACAUGUAAUAAUAGAGAAAAAAACUUUUAUUGUCAGUUAUUGGGCAAAUAACAAACUGAAACAACUAGAUUAGGAUUUAUUUACAUAACAAAAAUGCAAAAAGGCGGUAAAUUUCCAGUAAUUUUGGAAACUUUCCAGGAAUUUUUGGAAUCUUCCGAGAAUUUUAGGAAAGUUUACAGAAAUGUACCUGAAAUAUUAUAACGUAACUGAUAACAGAUUUUUCUAAUAUCGUCGUAGGCUGAUGUGAUUGAGACGGGACUUUUAUUUUAACAAACUGAAACAACUAGAUAGUAUUUAUUCACAUAACAACAAAAAUGUCCUCCUUUGCCUUGAUAACAGCACACAUACUUGCUGGCAUUAUCUACUUUAUUAACUAAUUGUGUAUCUGAAUCAAAAAACAUUAUAAAGCACUUGACUUUUUUCUGUCCUUUUUAUUUUUUUUAGAAAUAGCCUACUACUGUUACUAAAAAGCUUAUGCAUAUUGCAGGUCUAACCGAUACAGAGCUAAAACAUUAUUUUGGUAAUUUCCAAUACUGUUAGUUAAGAGCAGCAGUGGCUCAAACCUAACAAAAUUGGUUAAAAACCCUACAUUUGUUUAAAAAAUUUUGUUAAUCAGUUAAAAAUCUAGAUCGAAAAUUGAAACAAUAAAGAUCAUAAAGACGAAUGAAAUCACAGUAAUUAAUAAUAAAAGAUUUUAACUUAAGGCAGACUGUCAGGAAGGGCCUUUUAUGCAAAAAUGGAAAGACUUGUGUGAACUUGUGACAUUUACAGACAAGGAUUUGAUGGUUCACUGAGGACUCACACAUGUAUCUGUAAAAACAGACAGCCAUUACACUAAAGCAUCCGCCUGAAGCUUGAAAUAAAGAUCUUGGGCAGCUUGGUUCCUGCAGGAGCUCAUUCUGUUUCCUCCAGUGUUUGUAGAUGCAUUAUGUCGUAGAAAUGUGUUAUUCAGUGCUGUAACUAGAUGCCACUGGCAGUUACGUGCACUGAGGACACAGCCGAAUAAUCCUUAAUGAGAAUCAUCGUCACUGAUUUUCAUCAUUGAUAAUAAUAGAUUUUAUCGAUUAGUUGUUGCAUCUCUAUUUUCUAGUAGAAACGUUACAAAUUCUGGAAUUAUGACACGUUUACUUGACAAGUAUAAUGACUGUUACUUAAAAAAUAUCUGCCAAUUGUGUAAGAAAACUAAUCUUGGACACAAUACACACAAACUGACCAGAUUACGGAGUGCCCAGUUGGUUAAAGUGUUUUACUUCCUUUUAAUUUUAUAGACAUUUAAAAAAACAAAAUCUUUAUUUUUGAAAAAUACUGUAAUAAGAUUACAGAAUCGAGUAGUUGUCAUCUAAAGUAUGUAUAAGUGUGUUUAUUUUCCACACUAAUCAUUUGAAAAUUUAUUUAGAUUUCUUAAAUAAAUAAAAAUGAUGGAAAAACAGAUUGGUCGAUAUAUAAGAUCUUAUCAUCUUAUGUUAUAAAAUGUGAAAAUUAUUGAUUUACAAUAAAAUGAAAUAUGAUCGCAAA
Carassius gibelio (silver crucian carp) is the source of this 3093-nucleotide messenger RNA. RefSeq lists its product as uncharacterized. NCBI's taxonomy places the organism in Eukaryota, Metazoa, Chordata, Actinopteri, Cypriniformes, Cyprinidae. The record is from RefSeq and is a predicted model, not a curated record. Bases 92 to 1102 code for a protein of 336 amino acids. The transcript has 2 exons. Gene Ontology annotation, molecular function: catalytic activity.